Molecule: messenger RNA, 1575 nt
Organism: Cetraspora pellucida
Lineage: Eukaryota; Fungi; Glomeromycota; Glomeromycetes; Diversisporales; Gigasporaceae
Source: the annotation of a GenBank genome assembly
AUGUCAUUUUCCUUGACUCCAUCAAAUUCUACUGUUGUAAAAACUUCCCAAGGUGAAGAUAAAAUAAUUUAUGUAGAAUUUAAAGUGCCAGAAUAUAAUCGAGAUGCAUCUUUUAGUCUUGCAAAAUAUUCUUAUCGUGCAAACUCUGAGAAUCCUGAUAUUGAUGAGGGAUGGGUUGUUUAUAGAAAUGAUGAAAGUUUUCUAACUGUUGGGAAAGGAUAUGUAAUCGUUAAAGGGAAAUAUUGUGGUAUUUGUUCAACUGAUUUGGCUAGGCGAUUUUUGCCAUAUGAAUUGCCACAGAUUAUCGGACAUGAAGCUGUUGCUAUACAUAAAUCUAAGCCAGUUGUAAUAGAAAUUAACGCAUCACAUUUUGCUCGUGGAAUUACAAGCGAAUCUUGUCUUUUCUGUAAAAAUGGAUUGCCCACUCAAUGUCCAGAUCGUAUAACUUUUGGAAUAAAUCGCCAACCUGGUGGCUUGGCGCCUUAUAUGCUUGCACCUAUAAAUGCCAUCAUACCAGUUCCCGAUAAUAUAAGUUUGAAAGCAGCGAUAUUAACAGAACCCUUUGCGGCCGCUCUUCACGCUGUCGAGACAACUCCACCAAACAAUGGCUAUAAAGUCGCUGUCUUGGGACCUCGCAAAUUAGGAAUAUUAAUUCUUGCGGCUUUAUGUGAUUAUCGAAGAAAACAUAACCUUGAUUUUACUACAACUGCCAUUUUUCAUAAAGAUCCACCACAGCCAACACUAUCUUACCUUGCACAACAAUUGGAAGCACAAAUAACCACAACAUCAUCUUUGCUUCCAGAACAAACAUUUGAUAUUAUCUUCGACACCACAGGUUCCCCAGAAGGUUUCUUACACGCGAUAAAGCUAUGCAAAAAAAUUCUUCAUUUGAAAUCAACUCAUGGACGGGAAGUUUGUGGACUGAGACGAAUGUCAGAUUUUGUGGUUGACGAAUUCUCGCUGUUAAGAUUUGAACCAAAGAAUUUGGAGUUCAGUUGGCCUGGAGAAGUUGUUGACAAGAGAGGGAAUCCUAAUGUUUUUGUCAGUCCAUCUGUUGAUGAAAGUAUCGUUAAAAUGAUUAAAGGUACUGGAAGGAACGUUAUCGUUCUGGAAGUAGCACGUGCUGUAGAGUAUGUUAAGCAAUGGAUCGAACAGUCAAGCUCAGGAAAAGUUGAAGAUGAAAACUUGACGAAAUCACCGGUGCCAAGGUUUGAUUUAGCUGUUGUGAGUAAAAUCGAGGAUAUUGAUUUUAUUAUAAGACCCGUUGAUAACGAGGAAUUUUCAAUCCUUCGAGCCAUUCUCUACGCACCACCUUUGUCAAUAAAGGAAGAUAAAACAUCCAAAGAAAUGAAUCUACUUAAGAAAGCCCUUCAAGAAGAUAAUAUUCAGAUUUGGUCAACUAGAUGUGGUAAUCUUUCAAAUUCUCUAGAAAUGUUAUCUUCAAAUGAGGAUGUUACCAAAAUUUUGGAAGAAAAUAUGAUUUCAAAAGAGGUAAAAUUACAAGAUAUCAGAGAUGGAUUUAACCUUGCAGCUAGUGAAGAUGUUAUUAAAGUUAUCGUAGAUGUCGAAUAUUGA